This is a messenger RNA of Morone saxatilis (striped sea-bass), 1210 nucleotides long. RefSeq names its product WBP2 N-terminal like (gene wbp2nl). Bases 99 to 944 code for a protein of 281 amino acids. Lineage: Eukaryota; Metazoa; Chordata; Actinopteri; Moronidae. Gene Ontology annotation, biological process: positive regulation of DNA-templated transcription. The transcript is spliced from 8 exons. Gene Ontology annotation, cellular component: nucleus. Gene Ontology annotation, molecular function: transcription coactivator activity; chromatin DNA binding. The record is from RefSeq and is a predicted model, not a curated record.
CUGCCGUGACGUAACGCCAGUGACGUUUCUGGGGCACCCCGACGUUGUGACGGACUUUAGCACACAGGCAACAGGAGAGCCGAAGACGUCUCGCAAACAUGGCUUUGAAUCGGAAUCAUUCGCAGAACGGCGGCGUUUUGAUAAACAACGGAGAGAGUGUUUUAAGGGAAUGUAAGAAUGUGGAGCUGACAUUCAGCGACGUCGCCUGCAAGACAGACCUGCUGAGGGGGACCAAGAAGGGCACCGUUUACCUCACCCCAUACAGGUUGCUGUUUGUGUCCAGUAAUACCAAGGACUGCCUGGGUUCAGCCAUGUUCCCCUAUUAUCUGAUGAAGGGCUGCAGCAUUGAGCAGCCUGUCUUUGCAGCCAACUACAUUAAAGGGACAGUGUCAGCUGAGGCUGGUGGUGGCUGGGAGGGCCAGGCCCAUUUCAAGAUGUCCUUCCCCAGUGGAGGAGCCAUAGAGGUGGGGCAACAUCUCUUCAAACUGGCCACAAAUGCUUCUCGUGCUGCUCCUGCCCAAAACGGUGCGGCCUCUAACGGCUAUCCUUCACCUGGACCGAUGAAUGGCUACGGCCCACCUCCUCCCGCCUAUCCUUACCCAACCCCUCCCCAGCAGAAUGGAUUCUACCAGGGCCCUCUCCCUGCUGCUGGCAACAUGGGCUACCCCUGUCCAACAGCCGCUGCAGGAAUGUACCCAGCUGGCUUUGACUACAUGGCCCCACCUCCUCCCUACCCUGGGCCACCCCAAAAUUGGGCUGCACCCCCCCAGAACUGGACAGCAGCAGCAGCACCACCACCACCUCCAGGUAACUCCAAGGCGGCUGAAGCAGCAGGCAGUGCAUAUUACAAUCCCAGCAAUCCACACAAUGUCUACAUGCCCAUGCAGGAGCGGCCUCCACCAUAUGCACCUUAUCCAAACUCUCCCGACAAGAAACACAACUAAGACUCAGGCAUCAUCACUUCAAUGACACUCCUCUCUCUUCCUCUGUAUCUUAAAUGUAUUCUAAAGCGAGAACAAAUGUUGAUGGAUACCCAGUUGAUCGUAGAAUAAUGAAAAAGUGCAAGUAAUAGAGGGCUCAAUGAUGUCGGUGACAAUUCACCAAUGAAUUCAUAUUUUGGAUACUGGAGUAGCUUAUAAAGCAAUUGCAUCUUUUAAAUACUGUUUUCCCCUUUUUAUUUAAGUAAAAUGAUUGACAACUUGUAACUCUA